This is a messenger RNA of Daphnia pulicaria, 1179 nucleotides long. RefSeq names its product 3-oxo-5-alpha-steroid 4-dehydrogenase 1-like. Gene Ontology annotation, molecular function: 3-oxo-5-alpha-steroid 4-dehydrogenase activity. Gene Ontology annotation, cellular component: membrane. NCBI's taxonomy places the organism in Eukaryota, Metazoa, Arthropoda, Branchiopoda, Diplostraca, Daphniidae. Bases 137 to 967 code for a protein of 276 amino acids. Gene Ontology annotation, biological process: steroid biosynthetic process. The transcript is spliced from 5 exons. The record is from RefSeq and is a predicted model, not a curated record.
UUAGAGCGGUCUACAAAACAGGCGGUCGAACUCGAAAAAUCUAUUUUAGGUUUUCGUUAUCUUUGGGCUAAAUUGGCUGACACUAAUUUGAUAUUCUAUAAUCUAUACAGUGUGCAUAUAAUUUCCUUCCAGAAAAAUGUCCUCCAAAACUCUUGGUGGUGAUAAAUUUAUUGUAGACUACUUGCAUCCUUUAUUUGGAGCUAAAAAUGACUCGGAAAUGUUUUCUCAAAUGGUCUGGAUCUCAUUCCUCUAUACUCUAAGUGUUAUUUUCACUAUGUAUAUAUUACCAGCCCCAUAUGGACGCUAUAGUAGCUCAAAAUUUGGAUUUCUCAUCCCUGGAAAAUUUGCCUGGAUGACCCAGGAAUGCCCAGCUCUUAUAGUACCUGUAAUUUUACUAUUGACUACAUCUGCAACCUGUUGGCAUUCCACUGCAAAUAAGAUUCUCUUGUUAGGUUUUAUCAUUCAUUAUGUUCAAAGGGCUUUCAUCUUUCCACUGAGCAUGAGUAAUCCCAUGAAAAAUUCUCCCUUUCUUGUUUACAUUUCAGCAUUGUCCUUCUGCUUAUUCAACGGCUUCAUGCAAGGACAUUACCUUUUAAAUUAUCAUCAGUAUGAUGAUAAAUGGACUGCUUCUCCUCAAUUCAUAAUAGGGAUAAUCAUCUUUUAUGCUGGGAUGGCCAUCAAUAUCCAUUCAGAUCAGCUACUGAUUCAUUUGCGCAAACCGGGAGAAACCGGAUACAAAAUUCCAACUGGUGGAUUGUUCGACUACAUCACCGGUGCCAAUUUCUUCGGAGAAAUUAUCGAGUGGACCGGAUUUGCAGUUGCUUCCUGCAGUCCUCCAGCAACCAUCUUCGCUUUUUUCUCUGCAGUCUAUCUCGGCAUGAGAGCAUGGCAUCAUCAAAAUUAUUACCUAUCUAAAUUUGAAGAUUAUCCACGAACAAGAAAAAUAAUCAUUCCAUUUGUAUUCUAACCGCCAAAGAGGAUAACAUAGUGAUAUUAUAGAAUAGGAAAAAUAGAAAUUGUAAAUCGGUUAAUCUAUUACAAACUUUGUUGAAACCACAUAACUGUGUUGAUAAGCGCAUCGGUAUCGACGGGGACUUGACUAAGCGAAUGACAAUCUUCAUACAUAAUCAUCCUAAUUUUUUUAAAUCCAAAGAUUUAGAUUAAUAAAUUGAAUAGAUU